CUCGAGCUAUGGCAACACGCAUUCUCCACCGAUCGACCACUUCACGCUUCUCUCUUCCCGUCCAAUUAAUCUUAGUCGAGCUAGCAAGCUAGCUUCGAAAAAAUGGCGGCUAUUCCUGCAAAUCUGAUGGUUUGUGCAUUGCUGCUCCUCGCUGUGGGGUGCCAGGCCAGCCCAUUCUGGCCACUGCAGAUCGGGUUCUACCACGACAAGUGCCCCCAGGCGGAGGCCGUUGUCAAGGGCGUCAUGGAGAAGGCCAUCUCCAAGAACCCCGGCAAUGGCGCCGCCAUGAUCCGCAUGCUCUUCCACGACUGCUUCGUCGAGGGAUGUGAUGCGUCCGUCCUCCUCGACCCGACCCCGUUCAGCCCGACACCGGAGAAGCUCAGCCCGCCGAACGACCCUUCCCUGCGCGGCUUCGAGCUGAUUGACGCGAUCAAGGACGCCGUCGAGGCGGCCUGCCCGGGCGUCGUCUCCUGCGCAGACAUCAUCGCCUUCGCGGCCCGUGACGCGUCCUGCAUCCUCAGCAGGGGCAAGGUAAACUUCGAAAUGCCGUCCGGCCGCCGUGACGGCACCUUCUCCAACGCCUCCGGGCCGCUCAAGUUCCUGGUCCCACCGGCGUCCAACCUCAGCGAACUCGUCGCUAGCUUCGUCGUCAAGGGCCUCAACACGGAGGACCUGGUCAUCCUCUCCGGCGCGCACACCAUCGGGCGCUCCCACUGCUCCUCCUUCGUCCCCGACCGCCUCAACGCCCCCUCCGACAUCAACGGCGGCCUCGCCGCGUUCCUGAGGAGGCAGUGCCCGGCCGACGCGACCCCGGGCGGCAACGACCCGACGGUGAUGCAGGACGUGGUGACGCCCAACAAGCUGGACAGGCAGUACUACAAGAACGUGUUGUCGCACACGGUGCUCUUCACCUCCGACGCGGCGCUCAUGACGUCGGAGGAGACGGCGAGAAUGGUGGUGGACAACGCCAACAUCCCCGGGUGGUGGGAGGACAGGUUCGAGAAGGCCAUGGUGAAGAUGGCCGGCAUCGAGGUCAAGUCCGGCUACCAGGGCCAGAUCAGGAAGAACUGCCGCGCAAUCAACUAGUACUGAGUGGAGUGGUACAGCUGCGCACGUACGUGUGCAUGCAUGGUGAAAGAUUACUCAGUCUCGAUUCAUUCUUUGCUCUAACCUGCAAGCGAGUUCAUGUUAUUGUAAAAUUUGGCAAUUCUUUCACUGCGCUUUUUUCUUAAUUGUGGUUUUCUCUUUGGUUAUUUCUUUGUUCAAUUCUCUCCGAGCUACGGAAUUCUUUGUGUAUAUGGGGUAGUACAUGUGUGACUGCAAAGCAAUGUUGUUAUAAUGUUCUGUAUUUGGAAUAAUAAAGUGAUGCAUGCAAUAAAAAAAA
Aegilops tauschii subsp. strangulata is the source of this 1384-nucleotide messenger RNA. Its product is annotated as peroxidase 2. Gene Ontology annotation, biological process: hydrogen peroxide catabolic process; response to oxidative stress. Lineage: Eukaryota; Viridiplantae; Streptophyta; Magnoliopsida; Poales; Poaceae. The record is from RefSeq and is a predicted model, not a curated record. Gene Ontology annotation, molecular function: heme binding; peroxidase activity.